Dalotia coriaria is the source of this 7984-nucleotide messenger RNA. RefSeq names its product RIM-binding protein (gene Rbp). Bases 513 to 5171 code for a protein of 1552 amino acids. Gene Ontology annotation, molecular function: protein binding. Gene Ontology annotation, biological process: neuromuscular synaptic transmission. The record is from RefSeq and is a predicted model, not a curated record. NCBI's taxonomy places the organism in Eukaryota, Metazoa, Arthropoda, Insecta, Coleoptera, Staphylinidae. The transcript is spliced from 14 exons.
CUCCCUUCUCUCUGUCUACAUAUAACGACACGUAUCGCCUGCUUUCAAUUUCGCCGCGUUGGUCGCCCGCCAGUCGCGAGUGACCUAGUAAAAUGCGCACGGCCGCCAUCGCCGCCACCGCCACCGAGCCCUUUUUCUAAUCGCGACGCUCGCGGCCCAAUCUCAACACGCAAACGAAAUGCGCAUCCAUAGUUAACGCGGUAUUGUUGUAAAACUAAACAAUCAAACAAUCUGUGCGCAUUAUCUCAACAUGGAAAACCGGAAAACAUGCCUGGAGGUACACCAUCGUAUACAUACAGUGUGAUAAACUCUCAGUGGACGGAAAAUCAAUCUAAACUAUAAUUUCGUCAAAAAAUCUAAUACCGAGUGUUGCACUUUGAGGAUUUUUGAUUAUCAGAGGAAUCAGCAGGAAAUUAGCAACAAAUUCAAACAUUACUUGGAAAUUGGCAGCCAUGCAGAAGGCGUGAAUAACUUCCAUAGUGUAGGUGGGCGGAGCUUAGAGCAUCAACAAGAUGGAUUUGGAAAUGAAACUACACGCGGCCGAAGUGCGCCGGUCGGACUUACAGCGCGCGCAUCAGGAAGCAAUGUCAGCGCUACGCGACUGCGGCACUGACUUACUAGACGCGAGGCAAUCGCGCGUGCGUGAACUCGAGAAAAAAGUCGCAUUAGAAACCGUGCGUUGUGAGGAGUUACAACUUGAGUUAGCGUCGGCGCAGAGGCAGCGUACGCCUGCGUCACACUCACCGCACCAAUCACAUCACUCGCCCGGACAUCAACUGGGUGUUAACGUAAGCUACGGCUAUAACAACAUGACAAACAAUAUGAAUAUGGGUGUGUCGAAUGCUGGACCAAUGCAAAUGCAACAACAACAACAACAACAUCAACAACAACAACAACAGAUGCAGAAUAUGUCACACGUGACCAAUAUGAGUAAUAUGACACAUGGCGGCCAUCUUGCAACCACGCCACAGAAGCAUAACGAGAUUGAUCGCAUCAUGGCGAAGAUCGAACAGGACAAUCGUAUCCUCGCUGAGUUGGACCAUACACGCUCGACCACCUUGGGUUUGGCAAGUUCGGCGAGUUCGCACGCCUUGGGUGAAUCCUCGCCGCCAUUAUCACCGAUCACCAUGUCGCACACAACGCCAUCUAUUUUCCCCAGCGGGUUAACUUCGACAUCUACCGGUGGAAUGCAUAACUAUUCCGGUGUGGGUGUAGGUGGCGCUUCUGCAUUGUCUUCAUACAUGCCAUCCGGUGGUUAUUCUUCAACUGUUGGUGGUGUGGGUGUUGUUGGUGGUACCUCGUCACUUGGUAACACCCUGGGUCAUUCGUAUACGAACAAAAGCAUUCUUGGGACCAGUCUUGGUACAACCGGAUUACCAUCAGCGCUUUCGGGUGUUUCAGGUGUACCUGGUGUUCCUGGUUUGAGUGGUGUUGGUGUUUCUUCUCUAUCCACUGGUUUGGGUGGUGCUCUUGGUGGUACGGCUCUGUCAGCUGGCGCGUAUUCAACUAAUACUACUUUUACCAAUCCCUUGUUGUCCAAUUCACUACCACCUACGUCGUUUAGUAAUCCGACAUUUGCUGGUGCGGGCGCCACGAAUAUCAACCAGUUUGGGUUGUCUGGUGGGACCGUUGGAGGGUUUAGUAGUCUCGGGACGAAUAAUGUAACAUUUUCCAACCCGUUGAGCUCACAGUUCAACUCUCUACCAAUGAGUAUCAAGUUGAAACCUUUGGAUGAAGUGGAAUUGGGUGCCAGGAGGGUCGCGACCCCUGUAACACCUCAUCAGACAAGUUGGGGACUAGGGGCUUCUUUGGGGUUGACCUCAGACCCUACCAGGAGGAUACUCACUGAUGGUUUGGAUUCUGAUUGGUCUGGGGUGAGUGGGCUCAUGGAUAGGAGUUAUCUGAAUGGUCAUCAAGGUCUUGAGGGAACAGUGGACAUGUUGGACAUACCUGGGAAAGGCAGGUGUUCUGUCUACAUAGCAAGAUUUUCUUAUGACCCUGAAGAAUCCGAAGAGGAGUUGGCUGUACAAGCAGGGGAUUACCUCCUGGUCUGGGGUGAACCCCUUGGUGGUACCGGAGGGUACCUGGACGCUGAACUUCUCGAUGGGAGAAGAGGUUUAGUCCCUGCACACUUCGCACAGAGACUCAUAGGUGAUGAUCUGUUGGAAUUCCAUCAAGCUGUGUUGUCUACCCUCCGGGAGGAUGAAAUCAACGCUGAGACCUUCGCAGCUGAUGUCCAACGCCUGACAGAAUUAGCUGAAUUGGCUGAAGGUCAAGAGGACGAGCUUGACAAUGGUGAGCCAGACUAUUUCUUCUCGGUACUAGUACCGGCGCCCAAGCAGCUGACCCUGGAACGCCAGCUGAACAAAAGCGUGUUGAUCAGCUGGACCGCCCCCGACAACGUCGGCCCCGCCCAAAUCGAAAGCUACCACGUGUACGUCGACGGCGUGCUCAAGGCAACCAUCAAAGCAACCGAACGCACACGCGCACUCGUCGAAGGCGUCGACUCCAACCGGUUUAUGCUUCAGCCUCAUCGCAUCAGCGUGCGUUCGGUAACAGCCAAUCGUCGCACGUCACGUGACGCCGCAUGCACGAUGAUCAUUGGCCGUGACACGCAUCAGCUGGGUCCGUCCGCAGUCCGUGCGACGAACAUAACCGCCACGCAAGCGGUGAUCAGUUGGUUGCCGUCUAACUCCAAUCAUCAGCAUGUUGUCUGUGUGAAUAACGUGGAAGUACGAUGUGUGAAACCUGGCGUUUAUCGACAUACCAUCACUGGCUUAGCGCCCAAUACACAGUAUCGUGUGACUGUUAGAGCGAAGCAUCAUCGUGCCGCGCAGAAUGUCGCGAAUGUCGCUGAGGAUUUACCAUUGCCUGCGGCUGCGCAUACGGAUUUCCGUACGUUGCCGAAAGGGUUGCCUGAUCCGCCCAGUGAUAUUCAGCUGGAGGCAGGGCCGCAGGAUGGCACGUUGUUGGUUACGUGGCAUCCGGUGUUGACGCCCCAUCAUCCGGGGUCGGCCAUUACUGGGUAUGCGGUGUUUGCGGAUGGUAAGAAGGUGACGGAUGUGGAUAGUCCUACUGGGGAUCAUGCGCUGAUUGAUAUCAGUAAAUUGUUGAGUAUGAAUCCCAAGCAUGUGACGGUUAGGACCAAGGCGAGGGAUGGGCAGUCGGCGGAUUCGGUGCCUACGUUGAUUCCGAUGCAAGUUUUGAGAGGUGGGGCUAAUCGGCAGAGGCAGCCGCAUAGUGCUAUGCCGAUGCAUAUGAGGCAGACUAAUCGUCAGGGGCAACAAGUUCUGGAACAUGAUGAAAACCUAAGUGACAAAGAAAUCUUCCCCAAUCAAGGUCACCGUCAACAAGGAGGUAUACCCCAAAUAGCGCACCGUCCGCUUACAGAGAUCACCAACGAAGGUAACCUCAGCGAGGACGAGCUCCUCGACUCCGCUCCACCAAUGACAAUGAACAAACGCGGUGGGCCAGGCGGUCCCACCCAACAAGUAGGCGGAGCUGGGCGUUACAGCGGAGGCGUAUCCAACCCCCAACAACGCCCCGGGGCCCAAAGACAAAUGAAUGUCAACCAUCAACAACAUGCUGGUACACCUCACACCCCGCAACAAGCGCAGACGCCUUCGCAACCCCAACCGCCCAAUCAACAACAACAACAACAGCAACAACAACAGCAACAACAACAACAGCCACCUGGCGGCUGGCGUGGCAAUGAUCCCUACCAGCAUUCACCAGGACAGCAACAAGUGGUGCCAGGUGGGCAGCAACAGAUGCAGCAGAUGCAAGGUGGGAUGAGAGGAGGGAUGAGGGGUGGGAUGCAGCAUGGACCUAGAGGGGGGCAGAUGGGGGCGGCUGGACAACCGCCUACGGCGCAGAAACGCGCGAGGUGGUUUGUUGCACUGUUUGAUUAUGAUCCAGCGACUAUGUCACCCAAUCCGGAUGCUUGUGAUGAGGAACUUCCUUUUAAUGAAGGGGAUAGUAUCAAGGUGUGGGGGGAUAAGGAUGCUGAUGGGUUUUAUUGGGGAGAAUGUCGAGGUAGAAGAGGUUAUGUCCCACACAACAUGGUAAUGGAAGUAGAAGGCGGACAAAACCGUGACCGUGACCGCUGGGGCGACAUCUACGCCACAAUGCCAAUGAAACGAAUGGUGGCCCUCUACGACUACGACCCACAAGAACUCAGCCCCAACGUGGACGCCGAGCAGGUGGAAUUGAGCUUCGCCACCGGGCAGAUCAUCAACGUCUACGGCGAGAUGGACGACGAUGGGUUCUAUAUGGGUGAGAUAGAUGGCGUGCGUGGACUGGUGCCGUCCAACUUCCUCACCGAGGCGCCGGAUCAGUAUGGCCCGGGCGGGGCGUCCGCCCAGCAGAUGGGGCGGGGACCGGCUGGCCAGCAACAGCGUGGUGGGCGUGGGCAUGGGCCUGGGGCACGUGGACCACCGCCGCCGCCUAGGGAUGGGACUGGACGUGGACCACAUGCCUGCCCUGUGUUACCCUCUCAGUCAGACACCACCAACACCGCGCCACCGAACACACAGGGUUUCACCGAGCACCAGAGGAGAGGCCAGAGAGGUGGUAAUCAACCAAUGAUGAAUCAACCACAACAACAGACUGCUACAACCGGAGGCGGGAUUAUGGGCGGAUUGUUUGGUUCCUCAUCGACCAAUCAACAACAAACAACCACUGGUACAUCAGGUGGUUUCUUUAGUAAUCCUGUGUCGAAUUUAUUCGGGGGCGGGGCUACGCAGACUCAACAACAACAACAACAACAACAACAACAACAGCAACAACAGCAACAACAGCAGCAACAACAACAACAACAACAACAGCAGAUGAAUAUGGGCGGAGCUUACAAUACACAACCUACAAAUAACUACGGCUCCGCCCAGAACACAACCACCAAUCGCAUGGGCAUGAAAGGCGUGCCCCAAGUGAUACCCAGCGUGAACAACCCAAUGGGUCAGGUAGGCGGUGCGCAACAACAACAACAACAACCCGGUGGUAUGAUGGGCGGAAUGACAGGUAACAUGAAUCCAAUGCAAGGGGCGGGGCAACCCGGUCAGCAAGGCCCCAAUCUCAUGCAGAAAUUAAACGAAAUGGCCGCCCCCGGUGGCGAUAUGCUCUCAAAAGGCAAAGAACUGUUAUUCAUGAAGUUUGGCCUCGGCGGCAAAUAACCAACCAUCGCCUUUAGCCCCGCGGCGUAAACCCGCCCUCUAAUCCUAACCUAACCUAAAAUAACGCAAUAACCGUUGUAAAAUUCCGAUUCCGCCGAUUCCGAACGAACGAAGCAAAAUAAAAAAAAAUUGUUACGUGUUGUUGUUGUUGUUGUUGUCUGUUCGAUUAUUGACAAAUUAUUAUUAUUCUAACGCAACAAUUGUUAUCAUGUGUAAAACUAUGACAUUGACAAAAGCGGAAGUGUUAUUAUUAUUAUUGAUGAUUAUAACAAAUAAUUAUAUUAGCGCGCUGUUGUUGUUGGACGCGUUGGUGGUGCUCGAAAACAUAAUAGCCACACGAAUAAAUUGUAUAAAUUGUUAUUCCCCCCGCCCCCUAACUCUCGCCACGCCCAUAUAUUUAACAUCACAUCAGACACGCCCACACACACACACACACAUGAUGUUCUAAUCACCAUGAUAUAAACUAAAACCAAACAACGUGUAGGAUGCGUGAUGCGUGCGCACACAACACACAUAGAUUGAGGUUAUGUGCGAGUCACACGUCUUAUCUUACGCAGAAUAUAAAUAUAUAAAUAUACAUGCUAUAUAUAUACAUAUACAUAUAAAUAUAAAUAUAAUUAACUUUUACAUUUACACAUAAUCACUAAUUAAUUAUUAAAUGAUAUUAUAUAUUCAACAAAUGAGGUUAUGGCGCAUAGCAGGUGCAUAAAAACAACAAAAACGUGUGUUCACUAUAGUCUCCCCCCUGAUCCGUACCCAUUUUCACUAAAUGAAAUUAUUGUAUACGUGUGUGUAUGUGUGUGUGUCAAGAUGGCGUCCGAGGCGCGAGCGCGAUAUCAUUAUCAUUAACGUUUCUAUUGUCUCUAUAUAAAUAUUUCAAUAAAUAUAUUUAAACUCUAACGCUAUGAAGAUUAUAAAUACUUACAUUGUAUAAAGUUUAAAUACACACCACACACGGGGACGUUGGUCGCAUCAUAUCACUAUUUUUAAACGUUUUGGGUUGUGUUGUUUGGUUGGAUGUAAAGAUGAAGAUUUGGGAAGAUGAUUGGUGAAAGAAUUUUUAAAAUCGGUUGAGUGGUUUAGGAGAUAUUUAAGUUUUUAGAAAAAUUUGCUCCGCCUACUUGCGCGUGCGUUGUAGUGAAAGUAGGCGGAGCACUUUUUUGUAUAAGUGAAGAUAUCUCAUGAACUAUUCAGGCGAUUUUAAUUAUUUUCUCGGAUUUGGGUUGUAGAUUAGUUGAUUUUUAUUGUUUAUAAUUAUUAUCGACCAAAUAUGUAAUGUUAAAGUUUUGUUUUUAAGUAAAAUUAAUUUUUAAGUGAUUAUUGUGACACACGCACAAAAUUAUCAGAGUUUGAGGUUUUGUAAAAAUUUAAUGUUUAAAUAUUGUUCAUGUUAAAUAAUUAAGCACAAAAUUUGUUUAAACAAUUAGAGAAUCAGAAAUUUAUGUUGAGAGCAUAACUGAAGAAAAAAUUAAAAUCCGACCAGUAGUUUCAGAGAUAUUAAUAUUUUGUUAAAUUUAAGUCACACAUGCGCGUUUUUAAAGUGGGCGGAGCAAAAUUAUAGAAAAUCGUUGAUAUCUUGAAAACUACUUGAUGGAUUUCAAAAAUUAAAACUCUGUUAUAAACUAGAGAUAAAACUACAUAGAAUUAUUUAUGUUUUUGUUCAUAAAAAAUCAAAAUGGCGUUGUUGUAAAUUUUCAAAAAUAUUUCCCAAACGGCGGAUCAUUGUGACCGAUGUACAAUCAGUCAUUUUCGUAGCGAGAUAAUAACUUUGUGGACAAUACAUGAAAUCGGUCACGAAAUUCACCGCCUCCCGAAAUACUUUUGAAAUAUUUCAUCAAACACACACACACACACUUAUAUAAAAACGAACCGCCAUGACACAAUGUAAAUACUAUACAUAAUGAUUGCAUAAAUUAAACUAUUAGAACAUUUCAACACUUGUAACCUAAAAAUGAGAAUCGAAUCGAACCUAAAAAAACACAAAUCUAAAACAAAUUUAUUCAAUUUCUCUUUUUUGAAACCAAAAAAAAAACGCGCAAAGUCAGUGUAAAUGCUUGCUCGCAUAUGCAUGUAUAUUAACUCUUAACCUAACAAACAUACAAAAUGGCGGCGUAACAUGAACGAAUGACCAAGUAAAGAAAUAAACAAACAAAAAAUCUGUAGCGGUGUGAAUGUGAAUGAAUAUUGAAUGAAAAGAAGAAAAAAAAAACGCCACAAAACACAUGUCAAAUGAAACAAAACACAGAACAAGAUGGCGGACAUGACAUGCAACGUAACAUAUCCGAUUCCUUAUCUUUAGUCGUAUUUUCACACAUAACUCACACUCACACGAGUUUCAGUUGUUGAUUCGUUUGUAAACGUCAAAGAGUAAGGUUAACGAAAAGUAAGGUUAUGAAUACACACACAUACAUACACAUACAUUAUCUCCAUCUUUAUCUAAAGAACAAGAAAACCUCUCUCUAUCUCUUUAAUGUAAUACACGCAUACAAACAAAGCGAGCGCGAUGGAAACAAAAUAAACUAAAAUAAACUAAACCCAAAAAAAAAACAGAGUGUUGUGAAUAUUAAAGUUAUACAGUACAUAUUAUAUAAAUAUUGAGCAUAUUGUAUGAUUAUGUGACGAGAUGGAGUGCGCAUGCGCAUCGGAUCAGAUCUACCAAAAAUGAUUAUAAAAACGCAUACGCAAAAUACGUUAACACGCAAAACAAUUUGAUGAUGUGAGAGGCGGAUGUGACAGGAUUGUGUGUGAUCCUGGGUGAUGACGUGCGAAAACACUUGGAAAUGAUAAUAAAGCUAAUUUACAACGUUAAAUAA